Messenger RNA from Mesorhabditis belari, 837 nucleotides. The record is from the annotation of a GenBank genome assembly. Lineage: Eukaryota; Metazoa; Nematoda; Chromadorea; Rhabditida; Rhabditidae.
AUGUCGGGCGGUUUCGAUCCGUUCGCUCUCAAAGAGGAAGAUGCGAUGAAAUUCUUGGCCUCACAAACCCAUAUCGGUACUACCAACGUCGACUACCAAAUGCAACAAUACAUCUACAAGCGUCGAGUUGACGGUACCUACAUCAUCAACCUGAGAAAGACCUGGCAAAAGCUCCAACUUGCCGCUCGUGCUAUUGCCGCCAUUGAGAACCCUGCUGAUGUUAUCGUUGUCUCGGCUCGACCUUUCGCUCACCGUGCUCUCAUGAAGUUCGCUGCUCACACUGGAGCCACUCCAAUCUUCGGACGCUUUGCUCCAGGUGCUCUCACCAACCAGAUCCAGAAGAACUACAAGGAGCCACGAGUUAUCGUGAUCUCGGAUCCACGUGUUGACCACCAGGUCGUCACUGAGGCUUCGUACGCCAACGUGCCCGUGAUCAGCUUUGCUAACACCGAUUCACCACUCAAGUUGGUCGACAUCUCGAUCCCAUGCAACAACAAGGGAGCUCAAUCGGUUGGUCUUCUUUGGUGGUUCUUGGCCCGUGAGGUUCUCACCAUCAAGGGAAAGAUCUCUCAUCAAACCGGUUUCAUCCUCGAUGAUAAGGAGAUCAUGCCCGACCUUUACUUCUAUCGUGAUCCAGCUGAGCAAGAGAAGGAAGAGGCUCAACAGAUCGAGGCCACCGAUGCCGCUGCUCAAGAGUACGUGAGCACCGCUGAGCCUGGAGCCAUCGACUUCAACGCUCAACCCGAGAUCAAGGACUGGGCUGCUGAGACUGCUGCCGAGUCUUGGGCUCAGGGAGCAGGAAAUCAAGAUUGGAAUAAUGCCUCGUCUAACCAAUGG